This is a messenger RNA of Williopsis jadinii, 1324 nucleotides long. RefSeq lists its product as uncharacterized. The transcript has 2 exons. Gene Ontology annotation, cellular component: nucleus. Gene Ontology annotation, molecular function: metal ion binding. The record is from RefSeq and is a predicted model, not a curated record. The coding region runs from base 28 to 1260 and encodes 410 amino acids. Lineage: Eukaryota; Fungi; Ascomycota; Saccharomycetes; Phaffomycetales; Wickerhamomycetaceae.
UGUAAAUCAGUCAAGAAUCAUAGAAAUAUGGGGUCUGAUCUAUUAGAGGAGAUUGCAAGACUUAGAGGGUCUAUCUCCAAUUACCGCACAAACAAAAGCAUUGUGAAUCAUAACAACCAGCCAUAUCCAGCAACCCAUCAUAGUAGAGGGAGAGGGAGUUAUAGAGGCGUAUUUGGUCGUGGAAGAGGAAGAGGGAGAGGAGGGUUCCCCAUAAGGAAUAGAACGCUUGUGGUUCAACAACAACCUGAUCCGGAUUCUGAUUAUGUCUCGGUGAUGACGUCCAAUGGGAACAAGCUGGUGAGUAGAAAAUUAUACGAGAAGGAACUUAAGGAGAAGAACUUGACAAAAGAGCAGAAGCAAAAGGCGUUGGAAGAUAAGAAAGUGUUGAUUGAAGAACGGAAGUACGAAUUGAAGGCCAAGAAGAACCGGGCCAGCCUCGAUAACUGUGAUUGGUGCUACAUCAAUCACGUCUUAUACGCAAUAACCAUGUACGGUGCGAAACUCCGUCCACUUGAAGUCCCAUUUGACCAAGAACACCGUAAUGGUAUCAUUCCAAAGAAGAAAACCACGACUGAAUGGAAUGGAUACCAAUAUGAGAGAAAUACAGCGGGGACCUAUAGAUUGUUGGGCCAAAGGGUGUUUUUACAACAGCAAUGUCGUUUCUUCGAAAAGACUGGCUAUUGUGGUAAAGGUGAUAAGUGCAAGCAAGCCCAUAAUAAGGCCAAAGUGAUGUUAUGCCCUAGAUUGAUCAAAGGAGGCUGUACUUUGGAGAAGUGCUCGCUUUCUCAUGAGCCCACUGAGUUUAACGUUCCAUUGUGCCAUUUCUACCAACAGGGAUACUGUAAAAACGAACACUGUAUGUUCUUACACGUUAGCCCAGAACACCAACUUGUCUGUCGACCAUUCGCAAUUGGUGGGUACUGCUUCAGAGGAUCCAAGUGUAAAUUUAGACACGUUCAUGAAUGUCCAGAUACACAACUGGGUCAAGCUUGUCCUAGAGGGAAGAACUGCAGACUGAGCCACCGGACUCAGGAUAACGUCCAAGCCAAGCUGGAGCUUCAAACGUUGGAUCCAAAGGACUUCCAGCUGCCUGACUUGACAAACUUGACAGAUAUCCAUAACGAUCCAAGGCUUAUAAUAGAAGAAACGGCACAUGAGGAGGAAAUUGUUUCAGAUACCGACUCUGAUGAUGACGGCACCACAAGCCACCUUGAUCAGGACGACGAUCUAGAAAUCAACGCAGACUUUGUACACUUCUAGUUCAUCGCUUAUAUACAUAUCUACAUAUAUCCUGUAUAGCCCAAACAACAAGAGAAGAGCCUCA